AGCAAUGUUGCUGCCAUGCAUGCAACAUAUGGCAACGGCGGCAACAACUGCGGCAACAGCAUCCACAGCGUUUGCAAUCAGCAGCAAAUCAGCAACUACACCAACAGCAACAGCAACAGCAACAGCAACAACAUCAACGGCAGCAACAACAACAGCAACAUGAGCUCCAGCGGUUUGCUUGGCGCCGGCUACAGCAACGAUUAUAUGGCCAAUGCAACAGCGGCUGCUGCAUAUGUGACACCAGCAACCGCAGCCGCAGCGGCAGCAGCAAUUGCAACAACAACAACGAUGCCAGCGGCAGUGAACACAACAACAAUGCUGUCUAAUUACUGCGAUGCUGCGACUAUGAUGAUGGCCGCGGCCGCUGUCAAUGCAAAUCAGUGCCUGCAACAACACCACCAGCGACUGCUGCUGGCCAGCAGCAGCAACAGCAACAGCAACAGCAGCAGCAAUAGCAACAGCAACAGCAACAGCCAUGAGCAACUGGCCACGGCAGCGGUCACGGCCCCCGCCUCCUCGUCCUCGUCGUCAGCGGGCUCGCUGUCAUCGGCAUCGUCCACACCGAAAGCGACGACCGUCGCGACAGCCCAGCAGCAACAGCAAGAGCAGCAGCAACAGCAAGAGCAGCAGCAACAGUCGCUGCCAUCGCCGCCAAAUUUAAUCGAUAUCAGUGAAGUUCCUCUCAUUGUGGAUGUCAAGUAGUGUAAUUAUUUAUGCAUAUUGAAAAAAAAAAAAAAAAAAAAAAAAA
Messenger RNA from Drosophila arizonae, 748 nucleotides. RefSeq lists its product as uncharacterized. NCBI's taxonomy places the organism in Eukaryota, Metazoa, Arthropoda, Insecta, Diptera, Drosophilidae. The record is from RefSeq and is a predicted model, not a curated record.